Messenger RNA from Oncorhynchus kisutch (coho salmon), 1734 nucleotides. RefSeq lists its product as uncharacterized. Gene Ontology annotation, molecular function: type 2 orexin receptor binding; neuropeptide hormone activity; type 1 orexin receptor binding. The transcript is spliced from 2 exons. The coding region runs from base 920 to 1531 and encodes 203 amino acids. Gene Ontology annotation, biological process: regulation of neurotransmitter secretion; response to starvation; eating behavior. Lineage: Eukaryota; Metazoa; Chordata; Actinopteri; Salmoniformes; Salmonidae. Gene Ontology annotation, cellular component: perinuclear region of cytoplasm. The record is from RefSeq and is a predicted model, not a curated record.
CUACUGCUACUUUGAAAACGAUCUGAAAUUCGGGUCUUGUAAGCCUCACAGCUGUGAAUGUAUGCAUACGCAUAUGUCCGGUGUUCUGCAGUGACGUUUAAAAAUGUUGCUGUACAUUGAUGUCUAGAAAAUUAGGCUACAUAAAACGUGGACUUGUGCAAGCCUCGCUGCUACACUCAAGUAUGUGGGUGGGUCUGCAGUGACGUGAAUUGAUCAGCACCUUGGAGAGUGCUGUCCAUUUCACCACCAUAGAUAGUAGGCUACAUGGCUGUUUACUCUGUCUGCUGUGCUGCUAUGUUGCGUUUGACACUUUUUCUCUCUCAAUGUGUUCCGGUAACUCAGAGCCCCCUGGAUAACACCCCCUCACGCUCACUAUGUGUUCCGGGACCUCCCGAUUUACAAAUGAAGCACUGCCCAACGCUCUAACCACUAGGCUACCUGCCGCCCUAUAGGGAAAGGGUAAGGGGAACAAGGUGCCUCUACCACCAAUAGCUAGGGGGAUAAAACAACAAACACACUGUUCUAGGUGUGUCAGUAUCCCCGGAGCGACACAUGUCAUAUUUAAUACAAUAGAGAGAAUGAUCAUUAGCCCUCAUUAGGACUGUUAGGUGACCCUCUAAUUACAGACCAUUUCAGUCAGUCAGCUUCUAAAGGUUAUCAGGGAUGGUUCUUUGUGUUCCCUCAUACCUCUGAGACCAUGUCUAUUGCUGCAGCUAAUUAACCAUGUCUCCGUCACCACUAAUCAUAGCGCUAUGUCCUAACGAAGCUCACCGCCACCCUGACAUAAUAGCAUUCCACUACUUUAUUCAAAACCCGGGAAAUAUCCUAGAGAUGGUCGGUGGCAGGAUCAGAGUCAUUAAUAAGGACUUCUGAUAGACCCUUCAAAUGAGCAAACGAGUCAAACAGAAAAUGAGCACUGAUGGACAGUCUUUUUGUUGAUGUCCCCGUCGACUGGACUAAAGAUAUCUUAAUGACGUCCAUGGAGGGUGUAAAUGAGACGACACAGGGCCUUACAAAAGGAGAGCGGCUUCAGAGAGAGGUGAGUGUAGAAGUGGACCCCACAGCCUUUUGGCAGAACAUGUGUUUCAACACAAAGCACCUUCCUACAGCACCAGGGAUGGACACAGCAUGCUCAACCACCAAGAAGCUCAAGGUUCUCAUCUUGUUGCUACUCGUCUCUCAUCUGGCCUGUGACGCUCAGGAGGUUGCCAACUGUUGUAGACAGAAAUCCCACUCCUGCCGUCUUUACGUCCUGCUCUGUCGCCCAGGUAAUGGGACGGGGACAAGGGGACCCCUCACUGAUGACGCAGCCGCUGGAAUCCUCACACUCGGUAAACGGAAAGAAACUGAUGAACGUCGCUUCCAGAGCCGGUUGAGUCAGCUACUCCACGGGUCACGGAACCAAGCGGAGGGAAUCUUAACGAUGGGGAAGAGGACCGAAGACACAGAAGAACCGCUCAUGCGCUUGUUUCCAAUUUUAGAGACGGCCCCCACUACCACGGCCCAGUUGGUUUUACAACUUCCGUUCUAGUGACUCAUCUGGAAAACAUCAAUGUUGAUGCAUCAUUUUUGAGUGACUGCGUCAAACAUGUAUAUAUGAAAACAUGGGUUUUGGGUAAAAUGUUCUUUUAAGAUUGAAUUUGUUUGUGGAGUAGGUGUUAGUAAUGUUGUUAGUAAUGUUGUAAAUAUUGUAUAUGAUCUCAUUGGUGUAAUAAAUGUGAUAAUGUUCACGUA